AUUCAUUUGUCACUCUCUCUCUCUCUGUCUCUCUCUCUCUCUCUCUCUCUCUCUCUCUCUCCCAUAGCAGCGAGAAAAGUCCAACACCGUAUAAAUAAACAAACUCAUACCAUUAUAGCAACUUGGACUUGCAAAUUUUCAAUCCCAAAUUCCAAAUCCCAUCCUUCAAAUCCACAUAAAUCGAACCCUCCAGACUCCAGAAACAAAACCCAGAUCGUAGAUUCAGAGAUUUAUCAUAAAAUUUCAGAGAUCAAUCCGAUGGCUGAGGGGCUUCAGAGGUCUGAGAGCACGUUUAGGAGGCAGGGCUCGUCGGGCUUGAUUUGGGACGACAAGUUUCUACAGCAGGCGCUGAACCAAGUGGAGGCGGAGAAGCAGGCGGAGGCAGCUCAGCAGGCUGAGGGCGGCGGCGGCGGCGCGGCAGGACCUACCAUGGAGCGGAGCCGAUCCAACGGAGGAAAGGGGUAUCGGACGGUCAAGGUUUCGCCGCAAGCGACGGACCCGCCUUCCCCGAAAGUCUCCGGCUGCGGGAUCUGCGGCGCGUUUGGAAAACCGAAGCCGGCGUCGGCGCGUCGGCCGAGAUCGAACAAGCGAAGGUCGUAGAAUUAAUUAAUUAUUCAAAUUUGUACUUAAAAUUUGUUAGCUGUUUUUGGUUUAAUUGGAACAAAAAACUGCAUGCCCAGUUUUUCUUUUUUAAUUUUCUGAUGUUAUUAGAGAAUUGUGGGGAUGAAGGUGUGAUUUGUAAUGUAAUCUUGUUAAAAAUUAUAAUUAAAUACUUUUGGUGUGUC
This is a messenger RNA of Pyrus x bretschneideri (Chinese white pear), 785 nucleotides long. RefSeq lists its product as uncharacterized. The transcript has a single exon. The record is from RefSeq and is a predicted model, not a curated record. NCBI's taxonomy places the organism in Eukaryota, Viridiplantae, Streptophyta, Magnoliopsida, Rosales, Rosaceae. Bases 259 to 600 code for a protein of 113 amino acids.